AUGCCCUCCUCCUCCAAUUUCCGCCUGAUGGUUCUGCUGCACCCUCCUUCUCCGCUUCCCUCGUCGCGCUCUCUUGAAUAUGGCCGUCUUUCAUCCACGGUGCUGGACAAGGAAUUCAACGAAUACAUUCAUGACCUCGAAUAUGAUGCAAUACCUGAUAAGGCCUAUGUGCGCGUUUUGAGAACACAUGACAGCUGGUGUGAAGAGUGUCUUCAGGAUUUCAGUUUCCUAAUCAAGAAAGAUGGAAUGAAAGCGAUGCAGCAGGAGUUCCAGCGGAUGAUUAGCCUAGCCCUAGGUGAUGCCUUGGGUGCCAAGAAAAAGGACCUGAUGCCUCUGCUGGAUGUGGUCAGCAAAUCGUGUGGGGCAAGGCGCAAGCAAUGUACGCUAUGGAUGGCUGCUCUAUGUGCGGCUUUCAGUUGUGUGCAUGCUGGUGUGGAAAUCGCGAAUUACACCAAUAUCCGAACAGUGCGCAUUGUUAUGCUGAUGGCAAAACUUCUGCAUGAACUCGAGGCAUGUGAUGCAAUUUUCGUUUCACUGCCGGCCCUGACCAAGUGA
Dermacentor andersoni is the source of this 555-nucleotide messenger RNA. The record is from RefSeq and is a predicted model, not a curated record. NCBI's taxonomy places the organism in Eukaryota, Metazoa, Arthropoda, Arachnida, Ixodida, Ixodidae.